Molecule: messenger RNA, 1234 nt
Organism: Chenopodium quinoa (quinoa)
Lineage: Eukaryota; Viridiplantae; Streptophyta; Magnoliopsida; Caryophyllales; Amaranthaceae
Exons: 2
Coding region: 546-959 (137 amino acids)
Source: RefSeq, a predicted model, not a curated record
AUUUAAAAAUAGUAGAUGAUGCAAGAAUCAAGAUAACUUCCAAACCCAAGUGUACUACACUAUGCAAUCUUGUUUGCCCUUUCCUUUCUUGUUUCCUGAACAACCCACAACUUUUCAAUUCAAUACAAAAAUUAAACUUAAUACUACCUUCCCUUUUUUAAUUUUUUUUAUCACUUUCCAUCAUUUUUUCUUCCUCUUCUCACACUCACCUCUUUGUUUCAGCCCCUGGUAUACUUCAAUAGAAAAACCCCUCAAAAAAAAUCCACUCCUUUCUUUUUCAAUCUUUUCAAAUCACAAUAUCUUAAUCAUGUUUUGAUCUGGGUCUUUAAAUUUUUCUUUACCCAGAUCAUAAUUUUCAACCAACUCUACCAAUCUUCUUACUUUUUGCCAAAAUUAAACUCAUUUUUUUCUUUUUCUUGUUGGGUUUUUUAAUUAAUUACAUUUUGAUUAUCCCCUUUCAUUUUAAUGAUGGUUGUCAUCUGUUGAGUUUCUGUUUGCAGGCUUGUUAAUCCAUCGUCUUGAGCUUUUAUCCGAAUUUCUUCAUCAUGGUUAGAGGUAGAGGAAAAGGCAAGAAGCAGACUGCUGUUACAUCUAACAAUGACGUAGAGAACGCAAAAGAGGAGAACAUUCCGGCAUCUAAGAGAAGGGGGAGGCCACAGAAGCCACUGAAGGAUGAGGUCGAAGAUGUAGAGAGUGCAAAGAUAGCAAACGGUGAAGAAAAUGCUAACAGUUCAAUGACAAGUAGAAGCUCAAAAGGUCAAUUUACUGCUGUGAGUGGAACAAAAAGGAAGAAUUCAUCACAAGUGCAGGAGAAUUUAGAUUCCGUCAAGGAGGAAAAUGGUGCAGAAGCAAAGUCUAUUACUGAGGGUUUUGUGAAAUCAGUAGGGUUUAGACAAAUUGGAAGCAGGAGAAAAAGCAAGCCUCAUCGUGCUGCUGAAGUUGGUGUAAAAUGCAAAUGAAAAUGAAAUGGAAGCGUCUGCUAUGACUUUCAGCACCCUCAUUUUGUGUUGGCAUAUGGUUUAUGCUGAGGGUCGAUCUGUAUUGGCUCAUUUUUCGUGUUCAGCAUUUUCUUAGUUUCAGUUUCUUGUGAAUGGUUCAAGCUCAACCCCCCCCCCCCCCCCCCAAUUGAGAUUGUGGUUUUAUUCUGAUGAACAUAAUUUGCUGAUUUCGAAUUUGGAAGAAUUUUAAGCAAUGUAUAGUUUCAUUAGUCAUUUAUUGACAUCUAUUACUGUUA